This is a messenger RNA of Taeniopygia guttata (zebra finch), 9898 nucleotides long. It is a transcript of the gene WIPF1, whose product is annotated as WAS/WASL interacting protein family member 1. The record is from RefSeq and is a predicted model, not a curated record. Lineage: Eukaryota; Metazoa; Chordata; Aves; Passeriformes; Estrildidae. Gene Ontology annotation, cellular component: actin filament. Gene Ontology annotation, molecular function: actin binding. Gene Ontology annotation, biological process: actin filament-based movement.
UAAAUAGGGCAUGUUUUUAUAAGGCAGAAAGUAUGUGUUGGUCUUGAAUGCUGGGUUUCAGUAUGCUCUGUUAGUCUGGAUCAUCAUGUCCACUAUACUCAGAUAUGGGGGUAAUGCAAGUUUCUAAUCUAAACCAAAAACCUCAGAGCCCAUGAUUGCAUUUUUAUCUCCAUAGCACAGGACAAGCAAAUGAUUUGUGUAAAUAGCUUUACAUCAGUGUCUAUUAACAUUUUUCUGUGUCUUAUCUGUCAGGCCACUUCUGCAACUUGUUAUUUUUGCUGGGGUGGUCCUUUAUUUGUAAACCAAGCGCUGUGAUCUCAUGGCAAAUGAGGGGAAGUCAAUUCAUGGCUUUAAAAACAACUUGUGCUAUUUGCAGGGUUACUAACAAUGUCUCCAUUAAGUACCCAGGUGUACAUAAAGAAGAGCUUCAUGUAUGCUUUCCACUCAGAAGCUAAAGAGAUAGUUUUGUCUUGUGUAUGUGUGUGUAUAUAUAUGUAAGGUGAGACAUAGCAUUAGUUGCAGGUGGUUGGCUUACACAAGAUGACUGCCAAAAAUCCCUGUUUGAGCUUUGCUUCUCUGAAAGAUGCCAGCCAACAGAUUCUGCAUCUGUGACAAGGAUGGAGAAAUAAAUGGUUUGUUUACGAGGGGCAGAAUUUGUCAGGCUUCAGAUGUUUCCCUUCUUGCCUUAGUGGUCCUCAGUCAGAGUUGACAAAUGCUCUGGUGUCAGUGGUGACUCGGCAAACCCCGCUGUGCGGGAGCUCUGCGGACACGGUGGGACCCCGGUGUCACACAGCCGCCUUUGCUGUCCCUGCAGUGCCUCUCCAUGGCCCCACUGAAGGGCAGGCAGCACUCUGAGCUUGGCUGGGGCAGCAGCCUGGGAGGCUGUUUUCUUUGGGCGCGGAUUCAAAGUGGCUGCGGGGCUGCUGUGAGUUACCUGCUGGGUGAGCAAAUUCCUCCCAUCUCCAACAAUCCCAAGUGUCCACGGGGGAUAUAAAAGUAUGUUUGCCCCACCAGCAGCUCCAAGCACAGCUCUGGCACAGUCCAUUAUGUGUGACUAGAUCCUCACAGAGAGGUUGACACAUUAAAAGUGACUUUGUAAACGUAGCCCCUUCUUAAAAUGGAGAGAAAUAACCCAUCUCUUGUGAGGGAUCCAGGCUGUCUGAAAGCUCCUGGGGGAGCAGCUGGGUGAGGACAAAGAAGCAGUGUACUGAGAGCAAGCAUGGCCACUUCCUGAACUCUUCAACUUCCCCUCUGUGCCUCUGAAGCUCGGGGUCUGGCAUGUCAUGUCUCUGCAUGCUUACCGAGGAGAAGAUGCUUAAGCUGCAUGAGGCUCACAGUGCUCUCAAGUGUCUCCCAGUGUAAAUAAUACCUUGGCCAUUUGGCCCAAAACCUUCAGUGGGGGCAGAGCAGGUGCAUCUGCAGACAUAUGUUUGCACAUGCUUUCCUACUACAGCUGCAGGAGCUCAGAGUGCAUGCACGAAAAGGGUGUGUGUGUGAGUCUCAUUCAAAAGCAUCUAUUUUUUGGGCUAAUUUGUUGGGGUGUUUUCAGUCGUGCAUGUAUUUCCUUUUGCAUGGGCGUCCUAUGCAUGUUUACAUAUAAAAUACUUGUAUCUUUUAUUAGCUGGGGGUAAUUUGUUUAACACUUAGCUGCUGCUCUGUAAAUCCUGUUGUUGCUGCCUCUUUGCCAGAGGUCACUACUCUCACAUCUCUGUGGAUAGGAGGUAUUCUCAAAACCAUUGUUACUCCAUUUCCAAUUAUUUUAACCCAAUGAUAUAAAUUACUGGAGCUACCUUGGCUCAUUUGAUAGUAAUGAACUAGUGAGUGGUGGUAAGAAGCCCUGAGGCAGCAGAUGGGAAUGUAAUCCCUGGCUGGUGGUCACCAGGAGGCUGCUCACAACAUUGAUGUCUUCAUCUGGCACAGUUUAAUUAUAAAGAUGGCAUUUCAGUGGAAACCUCUUAAUUUAUGUAGAAAUUGCAUAGAAUUUGUCUACCCAUGGGAAAAGAAGCAGCUCUGAUUGGCUUGCUCUGGUCUCUCACUGUAGGCAUGGUUUUGUGUGACAGCCUGGGUAGUGGCAGAGCCAGCUUCCUACUAGCACUUGUCUGGUUUUGCCUGAAAGUGAGAAAGGGGGAAAAAAAUCUCAUGAGAUUUUGACCUCUAGAUCAGCUCCUCAGUGUGGUCCGUGGCACAGGCUGUGGAACAACUGUGCCAACACACUUGGGGCAACUGAGGAAUGCAGUGGGAGAACUGAAUGGUGGAGGCAGGACAGCCACAAAUGAGUGUGGCUGCCAAAACAUUUCCCUCCCAAAUUUUACAGCAUCACUGUCUCUUCAUUCUCUUCCUACCUUCAAGGUUUUCCCAUUUGCACUUAGGUGCAGCUAAAGCAAUCUAUGCCCCAGCAAAGAUCUUUGCAGUCAGUCUGUAAGGGAAACCCUCUGGGUUUGUAGCCCACCAUUUUCACCCAGGCCUUGCCAGGCUUAUCAGUUCCCCAGGCAUUGUCUGUUACUAAAUAAAUGAAUGCAGCAUUUAUCUUCACCCCUUAGCUUGAUUGACGAGUAUUUAGUGUUUUCCACAAGGAGCAUCUCCCAGCAGAGCAGUAUCUCCUUGCUGACUCUGGUGUGACCAUUCUGCCUCUACUGUGAUGUGGUAGUCUUCAAACUUUAUCUCCAGACUGUGUCAGUGCACCUGGUGGUGCAAUCAGGGUUAGAUUGCCUUUCCAAAAUUUAUGUGUCUUUAAAAAAAUAAUAAAGCACCACCUAUUGACUAGUCCUCUAAACAUAGUACUCUAGUCUAGGACUUUACUGUCCUUCCUAUUGUGACGUGUGUUCAGACUUGUUUGUCCAGUGCUAGAUAACAAUAUGUGAAUGCACACUGAUACAACUGAGAAAAUCUCUGCUCUUCUGAAGACAUAAACUACUUUUCAUAGGACUCAAACUUGUGUUUACUGUAUUCAAAUGAAAGUAUUUCUGAAAAUUGCUGAUGACUGCAUCUGUUUGAAUUCAUCAAUUCACUACCACUCCGAACAUUUGAUAAACAAAUACCCUUGAACUGAAAUUUCCCACGCCUGCAGUGUAAUUACAUUCUCCACUACUGCAUUUGUUUCCCCUUUAAAAAAAGGGGGGCAGGCACACUGAGUAGACUGUGGCAGAAUCACAUUUGGCAUUUGGUAUUAAUAUACAGUACAAAAAGGUCCAUUGACUCAUUGGGUGACUCAGAAGGCAGUAGAGGAGGGCUUUUUGGCUAUGCAGAAAUGUCAGUGGUUCAACAUUAGAUCAGAAAUUUCUUUAACACGUUGUGAGGGACAGUUAGUUGUUUCAUCUGAUGUUAAAGUGCAAGCAAAGCGAGUCUAGCAAGGUGCGGUGAGGAAGUGUGUGUCACAUGCUCCUCCACAGGAAACGAGACGGGAGCUGCUGGGGAAGUUCAGAACUGGGUGACCUCCAACAGAUUCAAACAGCACAGGAUUGUGCAAUUUGGGAAAUGUUAUUGCAAUUUAAUUAACUUCAGGAAGUGUAUUCUGGACUGAAUUGACCAGACCUCCUAUUCUAUGCAAGCAUCUCCUGCUGGUAACCAGGUUUCUUAGCAAGAGCACAGAGAGCUCAGCCUUCCACCAUGCCUGUGCCUCCCCCUCCAGCUCCCCCUCCACCCCCAACACUGGCCUUGGCAAAUACUGAAAAGCCAUCCCUGAGCAGGUCAGAACAGGCAGGGCGAAAUGCUCUAUUAUCUGAUAUUACCAAAGGAAAAAAGCUCAAGAAGACUGUUACUAAUGACAGAAGUGCUCCAAUUCUAGACAAACCCAAAGGAUCUGGUGGAGGUGGCGGUGGUGGCUUUGGAGGAGGUGGCAGUGGCAGCGGCGGGGGUUUUGGUGGUGGCAGUGGUGGCGGCUUCAGUGGUGGUGGACCACCUGGCCUUGGAGGCCUUUUUCAAGCAGGAAUGCCAAAACUCAGAUGUACUGCAAGUCGAGAUGCUGACGCCGGGGGAGGCCGGCCGCCCGUCCUGCCGCCCGGAGGCCGCUCCGCCGCCGCCAAGCCCUUCUCCCCGCCGAGCGGCCCGCCGCGCUUCCCGGGGCCGCCCUCGGGGCCGCGCUCCGCCGCCCCGGACCCGCAGAGGAGCCGCGUGCCGCCGCCGAGGCCCGACGCCGGCUCGAAGCCCGAGGCGGCGCCGCCGCCGGUGCCCAGCACGCCCCGGCCCAUCACCUCCAGCCUGCACAACCGGGGGUCGCCGCCGGUGCCGGGGCUGAGCCGCCAGCCCAGCUUGGGGCCCUCGCCGCCGCCCUUCCCGGGCAGCCGGGGCGCGGGGGCGGCCGCGCCCCUCCGGCAGCCGGGCCCCGGCGCGGCGCCCCCCUUCUCGGGCCGGCCGCCGCUGCCGCCCACCCCGGGCCGGCCGGCGGAGGACAAGCCGCCGCCCCCGCCGCCGCCCCCCGCCGGGCACCGGCCGCCCGCCGCCCGGGAGGCGUCUCUGCCGCCGCCGCCGCCGCAGAACAGCAAGCCGCCCCUGCCCGCCGCCCCCCGGCCCGCCCUCGGCGCCCCGGCGCCCCCGCUGCCCCCCGGCAGGCCGGGGCCGCCCCCGGUCCCGCCCGCCCCCGCCGCCGGCGACGAGAUGCCGCGGCUGCCGCAGAGGAACAUCUCGCUGGGGUCGUGCCCGGCUCCCGGCGGGGGCCGCUCCGGACCGCUGCCCCCGCCGCCCGGAGAGAGACCGCCGCCGCCCGUCAGAGACCCGCCCGGCCGCUCGGGCCCGCUCCCACCGCCGCCUCCCAUAAGCAGGAAUGGCAGCACGUCGAGGGCUUUGCCCAGCACUCCCCAGCUGCCCUCCCGGGCAGGGCUGGACAGCCAGAGAGGCGGAGCGCGACCCCCGCUGCCCCCGGACCGGCCCGGCUCGGCAGCACCGCCGCCGCCGCCGCCACCUUCGGCGGCUCUCAGAAACGGCUUCCAGGAUCCCGGUGAUGAUGAAUGGGAAAGCAGAUUUUCUUUUCAUCCAAUAUCUGAUUUGCCGCCUCCAGAACCAUAUGUACCCAUGAACAGAAGUUAUCCCAGUAAACUAGCAAGAAAUGACAGUAGAGGUGGUUCUGUCCGAAAAGAAAGAGGUGCCCCCCCGCUCCCACCUAUACCAAGGUGAAAUGGGUUCUGGCCCAUCUUUGGGUGACAUCUGUUCUCAAGUUUCCUUCGAGUCAGCUCUCCUGUCCCCAUGACUGGAAAGUUGUCUGUCGUGAUUGAUUCCACUUUUGGCUUGUCAGCUGGAACAAACUUCAGUCUCUAUUACAGAAGUAAUAGAUGUGGCUUAUGGACUAUAGUUGCUCAAAGGUCUGAAUUUUAUUCGCUUAAACUGCAGGCAUUUGUGGACCCUACAGAACAUACAUGCAUCAUGCUUACCGUGUCCAUCCCUGUCCCCCGGAGAGCUCCGUGGGAGGUCUGGCUUUGAAUUUGAUAGAGCUUGAACAAAGCUGUUUCAUUUGCUUUGGGUACAGUAGCUGUAUUAUUUUAAUGAUAAAGUAUUUGAUGUUUAAAAAAACAGUUGCAGGGUAAAAAGUGUAGCCAAGCAUCCCCUGGAUCCUUCUUUGCAUGCCUAACUCAGCCUAUCUGCUUCUGCAAGCCAUAGACCUACUACAUGGUGACAAAGAAUUCAUCUUUAGCUUUUUCACUUCAACUUAGUCAAGCAAAUCGUAAACAAUACACAACACAUCCUGCCUCAACGAUAGAGUGCCCCUGGCCUUGUUUUUAUCUGCAGAGAAUCUUCCAAAAAAAAGCACAAGUGAAGAAUUCAUCAGCAUAAAAAUACAUAUAUAUUUUUAACCCUCUUUCCUAUUUUUUAAUAGUGUUAUGUGUUCUGUGACCUAAUUCUCUCCUGCUCUUCUGUGGACCAACCCACAUCAUGUCAUCUGUGCCUUGGAUUACUGUAACGCCCUCUGCCUGAUGCUGCAUGUGAAGAGUCCUCAGAAGGUAGUCUGAGUGCAAACGCAGCAAUUAUUGUAGUUGCAGGCUCCUCCUGUAAAGCAUCACUAAUGUCAGUGCUCCACAGACUGCUUUCCAGCUGUUUCUUUGGUACAACUAAAUGACGGAGUUUGAUUUUAAAAGCUUCUUGGCACUUAGGUCACAAGUUUCAGAGAGCUUGUGUUUGACUUCUAUUAUGGUAGAGCAGCUGAGGUCAAAAAUGUUCCUCAGUGAAAGCCCUGUGAUGUUGUGAGGGGGGUCCGGGGUUUGUACAUUCAAGCAGGAGCAUCCAAAAUUUGCUGUCUGCACUGGUUCAAGAGAAAUGGAAAGAUUUGGUCUUCUGAGUUGGCCAUGAAGCUUGUCCUUUCAAACUUUGCUGAAAGAAUUCUCUACAGAGAGCUGCAAGGCUUACAUUGAUAGAAGAAAGAGUAAAGUAUUCUAACAUUGUGGCAAGUGGUUAAUAUAUGUAAUGGCUUUUGAAUUUUGUGUAUGAGAAAAGAGCUCAUUGUAUGAGUGAAUUUUACAAGUGGACCUAAGUGCAUAUAAAAAACGCAUUUGGAAAUUGGAGGACGAUUAUAAUGCUGGAUUUGAAAUAUUGGUGAAUGAUAGUUCUUUGUUAAUUGGACCUCUGAAAAAUGUCCCCUCAGUCUCAUCAGCAGUACAUUUCUUCAGUGUUUUCCUUGGGAUCCCUACCGAGCCUGUGUCGGCAGCUGUGCUUCACAGGGUGUUGCUCAAAAAAACCCAAAAUAAAACAUAGAAACUAGUCAUGUAGGUUAAGAAAAUAUUUCUCUAGCAUGGGAGAUAUCAUCCUAACUACACGCUGCGGCUAGAAUGAGGUCAGUCCUUGAAAAUCUAGGGAAUUCAGCCAAAGAGAGUCUGGACCCUGCUGGAAUGUCUGUGAAUAGGGCUUUUGCUCUGUCUGUGAGCAGGGAGGGGCAGAUCUGCUUUUGGCCUGGCAGUCUGGACAUCACAUUGAAGGGAAUGAGGCUAGAGUUGGAUUUGGCCAGAUCAAAUUUAAUUUGGUCUUCACAGUGUUUGUUUACAAAAUUUAGUUAGCUGUGACAGCAUUUGAUUAUUUGCUUGUUUUUUACAUUUUUGUAUCUAAUUACCUAUUUUUAGUUACUGUUUAUGGUCUUGAACCUGCAAUUGAAUGCGCAGGCGCAGAGAUGUAUCUACAUCCAGUUGCAGGAUCGUGGCUGUAAGAGUGUCUUAAACAGAUCCUGGUGGGACCUCCAUGUGACAGGUGCACCUUGGGAUCAAACCUGGCACAAUGCUGAAUUUGUAUGUGUAUUUUAUGGAUGUCACUUAAAGUGCCUGUCUCUUUGGGAUGUUAUUUUGUGAAUAGAAGUCCAAAUAAGAUUUUAGGCUAAUAAUUUAAAGGUUAAAUUAUUGUAUUCCUAUUUUAAAACUGAAGCACUUAAUACCUUUCUAAGAAACAAUAGUUUGAAUUCAAGAAUACAGUAUUUUUAGUACCUUGACUUGCCAAAUCCUUGUUAAUAUCCAAAUAGCUAUGCAGUCACAAAAAAAAAAAAACCCAACCCUCCAGAAAUUAUAUCUUUUCUAUAACUUACCUGCUUUCAACGUAACUGUUUUAUUUUGGUAAGUCGAUGAAAAUGCUGCCCAAUGUUCUUCCAAUACUCUGUAUCAUUCAAAAUACCCUGUAUGUGAUUGUUUCAGCAAGGUUUUCUGACCAGAAAUCUGGACCACUACCAAAGACUUGGAAAACCAGCUUCAGUUUCACUUUAAAAUGUGUUGUGUAAAAGGCCCCCAGUUAACAAGCCAAGAAUCCUGAGCUGCUUAGGUUUUAGCAAUUAUUUUUUACUCUAGAAACCUCUUCAGAAUAGAUGUUUGGCAUACAUGUAAAAUAGCUUAAUACUGCAGAAAGGGGCAUUUUUGUUCACAUAACAACAGCAUUUCCAUUUAUAUGUUUUGCUGUAAAAGUCCCUAGAUAUAUUCCAGAACAAUGCAGCAUUUUAUCAUUCAAUAUAUUGCUUCACGUAGCAGUGGCUAUUUACAAUAGGAUCAGUAUUAAAGUAUUUAUUUCACUAUGAAGUGUUAAAAAAGAAUAAUACAAACCAGGUUGAAUCAAUGGUGCCUUAUGACUUUUUUAGUCAACUUUUCUGUGUCUCAAUAGAAGAAUUAAUAGACAUUGCUCUUCCAGGUCCUAACUAAAUAGUGCUGACAGUAGCAUUUUACAGUGUUUGAGCCGAGCCCUUCUGUUGCUGUGUGCUCAGUCUGCUAACUCCAGGUGGAGCUCAGCCUAUGGAGAUGCCACUGGAUCAGUGUCUAGGUGAGGUGUAUGUGGGCACUGGUUGGCUUCACAAUCAAUUGCUGGUAUUGCUCUCAAAAUUCAGACCUGUCCCAAAACCCGUGUCUGAUGCUGCUGUCCACACAGCCCAGCUGACUUCAGUCAGUGUAAUUGUAUAGGUUACAGAAGUAAAUAUGAUUCACUGCUUGCAUAUAAGAUUUGCUGGGUUUGUUUCAAUGGCAUUGUCUUAUAAACCUUCACACCUCAACCUAUCUUCUUACGUUACCACUGAGGCUUGCACUGUGUGACAACGGCCAUGGAUGUUCGUUUUUGUUUAAUUCAACUCCAUAAAUAAAAUGAGAAUAACUUUUGUACCAUGUAAAAAUAAUUUCGCCUCUGUAUUUUUGGAAGAAAAGCACAUGUUAUGCUUGUUAUGACUUUCUGCACCAGCCAUUGGGAAAAGAGGUCCCAGUGAUGAAUCUUCGGAGUUGUUAAAGGAAAGUCAGCUUGUGAUUCAGGAAGUGUAUAUUUCUAUAAAUGAAAUAAAAUAAUAUGGCAAAGUUCUUGUUUAAAAGCCAGCAUUUUCCAACACUAAAAGAAUCAUAAGGUUUGUUUUUAAUUUUCUGCAAGACAGCACUGUGGAAGAAGUUCCUUAUAUUGUCAGUUAAAAACUGGGCAGUAGUUUCUCCUUGCAGCAUCAGCUGUUUGCAUGACACUUGUAAAAGUAGAUCUGUCUUGGAGCAGGGGAUAAAGGAGCUAAACUGCUAUCAUGCAUCACAUGUAUUGUAACACAAUCUUCUGUACAGAAGUAUAGAAGUAGAAAAGGUACUUUUUGCCUUGGAGGUAAAGAAAGGAGUUGAGUGAUCAAACAGAUUAUUUUAAGCAGAAUGUCAAAUGUUGAAAGACCUAGAGAAGGCCUUUUGGCCACAGGACGCUGGAAAAGAGAAAAUUGCUCAAGGAAAUAAAAGCCAUUUGGCUGAAUGUCAUUACCAGAACUGGAGUGAAAAAUACGGUAUAAAAUGUGCAUUUUGGAGUUCCACAUGGCAGUGGUGUGAACACCUUCGUCUCACAGCUGAGUGCAACAACCUGUUACAGCGGUACAUGGACUCCAUGGAACACAGAUUGUGUGAGCUUUCAUCUUUCAAACAGUAUUCAUCAGAAAAUAAGGAGAAUCUCUCACCUAAGAUACUCAGGAGCACUUUAAGUGCAAAUUCAUGGAAUGGUUCUUCAUGUACACUGGAGGGAUCUUCUAGCCUGUAAGAUGGUUGUGUUUGGACCAUUCAGUUAAAAUCUAAACUGGAGCAUUGGCAAAGAGGGGAGGAUUGGAAUAACUUGGGCAGAAGCAGGUCAUGUGUGUAUGGUCCCAGUGAGUAUGCAGCAGGUGGGUAUGCAGAUUUAGAAAGCAAAAAUGGAAACUGUAUAUCUUAAGGGAGUAACCUUGUAUGUAUGUUGCCAUUUUGAAAUACAGUUUUCUGUGGUAAAUAUUUUUUACUGUAAACUAAUGCGUGCAGAGGAAGACUUCUUAAUUUGGACUUCCAAAGCCACGCAAGAGGGAGGGAAACAUAAAACAGGCUGAGCAAAAAGUAACAUUUCUAUCCAAUGCUUAAAGUUUGAGCUUUUUAUAAAAUAUUAAUCUAGUUCUGUGAAUUUUUUUGCUUAACAUUUAUUUUGUAAGUGAUUUUGUUCUUAUUUUUCUGUCCUAUACCAAAUAAAUUUUACUUUUAUUUAA